GCUCAGGACCUGAUUUGCAUCGAUAGCAUCUGCACUUCCGCGUCUUUUUUAUUCUCUUUAUUUUUUUGCCAUUAUUAAAGUUACUGGCCACGUCCCAAACCGCACACGUACUUAAUAGUAUGUCACUACUGGUCAGCUUAAUGGUGACACACUGUAUAGUUCUUUAGUAUCGGCUGGUAUAUGGGAGGUAACUUCUAAAGUUUACUUCCUUGUGUGAAUUGAGGAACUGAGAAGUUUUGCUGAACCAAAGCAGAUAGAAGAGAAAACCCGUUUUUAUUUGGAUUGAACCUGUAACUUUUUUUCCUGGAAUUUAAAAUGUGCAUUUGUGCCUUGAGGAGGAUUUCGACGUGAGCUGAAUUUCUUUCCCUUCGACUCUGUGUGUGCCAGAAGCCAAGAUGGCAGGGCGACACGGAGACCUGAUGGAGUAUCAGAAAAGUCUGAUAAAGCGCUACCUCGAAAGUGGCAUCAUAAUGACUGUGUACAGGCAGAAAAUGGAGAGACUCAGUGUACAGGUCAUUAUGGAGACCAAGCAGGUGGCAUGGACACGUGUUGCUGGCAAAACAGAUGGAGUGUUGGAUCUAUCAGAGAUCCGUGAGGUACGACAAGGAAAAAACUCCAAAGACUUUGAAAGAUUUAAGGACAGCAAGGACAAGCAUGCCGACAACACGUGUUUUACAAUUUUCUACGGCUCCCAGUUUGUCCUUAAUACCCUGAGCUUGGGGGUGGACUCAGUAGAAGAUGCAGACAAAUGGCUAAGAGGACUAGAGCUGCUUAGAGAAGAGACACUGAUGGCUUAUACACCAGAAAUUAUAGAAAGUUGGCUGCGGAAGCAGAUGUAUUCUAUCGAUCAGACUAAAAAAAACAGCAUCACCAAUAAGGAAGUCAAGUCUCUUUUGAAUCAGAGCAACUUUAAAGUACCUGGAGGACGAUUUCUGAAGGAUAAAUUCUUGGCUGUUGGAGGGAAGAAAGACACCCUUGACUUUGAGCAGUUUCACAAGUUCUACAAUGAAUUAAUGUUUGAUGCCCAGAAGAAUAUAUUGGAUGAGUUUAAAAGGGAGUCCUGUGCCUUCAUCAUGGGGAACACAGAUAGGCCAGAUUCCUCUGCGGUCCUCCUUUAUGACUUCCAACGAUUCCUUCUCUAUCAGCAAAAAGAAACUUGGGCCAACAACACAAAUCAGGUGCGAGAGCUGAUGACAAUUUUCAUCGAUGACACCAUGAGAAAGACAAAUGAUCCAGAGUUCACAGUCGGGGAGUUCCUCAGCUUUCUGUUCUCCAAAGAGAACUCAAUUUGGGACGAGAAGUUCUCAGAAUUGUCUAGUUUGGACAUGAACAACCCUUUGUCUCACUACUGGAUCAACUCAUCUCACAACACCUAUCUGACUGGUGACCAACUACGUAGCGAAUCUUCUACAGAGGCCUAUGUGCGCUGCUUGAGACUGGGCUGCCGCUGCAUUGAGUUGGACUGCUGGAGUGGGCCAGAUGAGCCAAUCAUUUACCACGGGUGGACAAGAACAACCAAGAUUAAGUUUAAAGACGUGGUUAAAGCUAUCAACGAUCAUGCCUUCGUAACAUCUGAGUAUCCAGUGGUGCUGUCUAUAGAAGAGCACUGUGACGUGAAGCAACAGAAAAUGAUGGCGCAGUACUUCAGAGAUGUGUUCCAGGACAAGCUGCUCACUGAACCUGUGGAGCUUGAAGCGGAGCAGCUGCCCUCACCCAACCAGCUCAAGGGCAAGAUCAUUAUCAAGCAUAAAAAGCUGAAUAUUGGUGAAACCUUUGGAAUGAAAGAUCUGUCCAGAGGAGAAAAACAGGGAGAACUUUCCAUUUGGGACCCGAUAGAUGAGCGAUGGUAUAAGCACUACUGUGUGAUCUCCAAAAGCAAACUGUACUAUGCAGAAGAGAAUGAGCCAGAUGAGGAAGCUUGGAAGGGUAUAAGCAGUGUGGAUUUGCACCGGUCAGAGCCCUGGUUUCAUGGGCGUCUUGCUGAGGGCAGGCAGACCGCUGAAAGACUGCUGCAGGAAUUCUGUGCUGAGUUUGGAGGCAGAGAUGGAACUUUUCUCGUGCGAGAAAGCGACACUUUCCUUACUGACUGCACAUUGUCUUUCUGGCGGAGUGGGAGAGUGCAGCACUGCCGGAUCCGCUCCGCCUCAGAUGGGGGCCACAUUGUAUACUUUCUGACGGAGAACCUGCACUUCCCCAGCGUGUAUGCUCUGAUCCAGCACUACAGAGAGAACCCUCUUCGUUGCCAUGACUUCAACUUGCGCCUCACUGACUUCGUGCCACGGCCCAACAUGCAUCUUAACGAGGGGUGGUUUUACAGUAACAUGAGUCGAGGUGAGGCAGAAGACAACCUCUUGAGGAUCCCUCGAGAUGGAGCCUUCCUCAUAAGGCAGAGGGAAGAGCCUGAUUCUUAUGCUAUUACUUUCAGAGGUGAAGGCAUGGUCAAGCACUGUCGCAUUCACAAAGAAGGAUCCCUGUACGUGUUGGGUUCCACUAGCGAGUUUGAGAGCCUGGUGGAGCUGGUCAGCUACUUCCGCAAGAAACCUCUUUACCGCAAGACCAAACUGCGCUACCCGGUGACACCAGAGCUAGUGGAACGCUUCAGCAUGACGGACAAAUGUGCUUCGAUUUACGACAGCAAGCAGUACGUGGAGGCCAAUGAAAUUGAACCAUCGCCGCCUCAGAGUACAGUGAAAGCUCUUUAUGAUUACCGGGCCAUGCGGACAGACGAGCUGAGCUUCUGCAAGGGCGCACUGAUUUACAACGUUACCAAAGAGAGCAGUGGAUGGUGGAAAGGUGAUUAUGGUGGGAAAGUACAGCUCUAUUUUCCAUCAAACUACGUGGAAGAGGUGGCAAACUCUGCCAUCGCUGAGCAGAAGGACCUGGCUGAUGAAGAUAAUCCAUUGGGUGACUUGUGUAAAGGUGUAGUGGAUAUUUCCAGGUGCAACGUUGUGCGUUCGGCCCAACACGGCAAGCCUGUGGUAGUGACACUGCAGAACAAGGACAGUAAAGAAAGCACAAUGCCAUUCCACUUGGCCACAGACACCACAGAGGAGCUGUACGAAUGGUACAAGGUGGCCUGGGACAUCACUCAGAGAGAGGGUACUCGUGAGUAUGAGCAAAAGGAGCAGGAGAAGGUGGAGAUCAGAGAUGAAGUGGCCAAAGAAAUGUCUGAUCUGGUGGUGUACUGUCAGCCACGCAGCAAAGACAAGGAUCGUUUUGACAACUACAGCUAUAAAGAGGUUCGCUCCUUUGUGGAGACCAAGGUUCCCAGCAAGAGCAGGUCAAGUGAAUUCCUGAUGUAUAACCGCAGAGCCCUGAGCCGCAUCUACCCCAAAGGCCAGCGGGUGGAUUCCUCCAACUAUGACCCCUUUUUCCUAUGGAUGUGUGGCUGCCAAAUGGUAGCUCUCAACUUCCAAACUGCUGAUAAGUUUACUCAGCUCAACAGCGCCCUCUUCAGUCUGAACGGAGGCACGGGAUUUGUACUGCAGCCUGAGCUCAUGCGUUCAGACGCUUAUGACCCUCUGCAGGAGAAGAAAACUGUCAAAUUCACCCUCUGUGUCAGGGUGUUAGCUGCCAGACAUCUGCCCAAGACAGGCCGCAGUAUCUCUAACCCCUUCGUGGAGAUCGAGCUGUGUGGCCAGACCGACGACACCUCCAAGUUCAAGACCACAGUCUGCCAUGAUAACGGAUUGAACCCUGUGUGGCUCGGACCUCACCGGCAGGACGCAGAGACCAUCACCUUCACCGUAUAUGAACCAGAGCUGAGCUUCCUGCGCUUUGUAGUGUUUGAGGAGGACAUGUUCUCAGACCCCAAUUUUCUCGCUCAGGCUACUUUUCCAGUGAAGGGCAUUCGCACAGGAUAUCGCUCAGUUCCUCUGAAGAAUGGCUACAAUGAGAACCUAGAUCUUGCUUCUCUUCUGGUGUAUGUGGACAUUCAGCAGGUAGAGAAAGCAGAAGAGGAGCUAUAUUCUUCCUCCACCCAACUGCGGAAAAGACAAGCUGAACUGUGCAGCGAGCUCUUCUUGUAUGACACGCACUCUGGCCUCCAGCGUGCCGCUGUCACGAAUAGCCACGAUGUCCUAUUGCAGGAGUUCCAAUCGAAUGAAAGUCAGCUCCAGAAGAUCAACGAAGUAUGCAAGCAGAAGAUGAAAGAGAAAAAGAUCAACAACAGCAAGUUCUACUCGUGAAGAAGUGCUCAAAACAUCCCUAACCCACUACCCUUCCAUACGACUUCUAUUUAUAAAGCUCCCUCUUCCUGGCUCAGCUGCUCCUCUGCUUAAACUCACAGCACAGGCAGAUGAAAGCCUUCGAGAUGGGAGCUAUGACAGUUUUGCUUUCCAGGGAGGAAAGUUCAGGGGUGAGAACGCUGUCAGGUGCUCCAUGACACUGACCAUCGACUUCAGCACAACAUCCUUUACUGUGAAGAGCUGGGACUGUGGUGACCCCUUUUUCAUGAAGAAAAGCAGUUUGGCUGAACAGCAUUAAACUACAACUCCUAUCUGUUUGCAGUGUAAUAAAAAUGUGUGGUUCAUUUACUGCCACUUGUCUUAUGAGAUAAUAAUAAAAAGGGCUAAGCUGAAGAAUUAA
Messenger RNA from Silurus meridionalis, 4587 nucleotides. RefSeq names its product phospholipase C, gamma 2 (gene plcg2). Lineage: Eukaryota; Metazoa; Chordata; Actinopteri; Siluriformes; Siluridae. Gene Ontology annotation, molecular function: protein binding; phosphatidylinositol-4,5-bisphosphate phospholipase C activity. Bases 396 to 4187 code for a protein of 1263 amino acids. The record is from RefSeq and is a predicted model, not a curated record. The transcript has 33 exons. Gene Ontology annotation, biological process: phospholipid catabolic process; phosphatidylinositol-mediated signaling; positive regulation of epithelial cell migration.